CUUUGAACAGUAGUUGAAUAUAAAUAUAAAUUCGUGAGUCGUUAGAGUCGAGCGAGAGGAUAAGUAUAAGUCCGGUUAGUCUGUGCACAACGAGUUGUUCAGCUUAGACGGAGUACUUGCAUGACGGCAAAAUGAGCUUGCGAUUUGGACUCUCCCUGCUGCUAAUGUUCGGCAUGUCGCAGCUGAUGCAGCAGGUGGAUGCCAGGAAACUUUGCGGCGAUGCACUCAAUAACGCCCUUGACGUGAUUUGUUCUUCUGGAUUCCCCCUUAGGAUCCCACGCGACACGGACAGACGACAAAGUCCCGAGCAGGCGCUGCUCCGCAAGUGGCGUCUCUUGGCUUUGCAACUGGAAUUGGAUCAACCGGAUAACGAUGAAAGGGAUGAUGAAGCUCUUGUCGCUGCCAUAGACGAAGGCAGGGAACGGAAGCUGCAUCGUCCAAGGCGCGAGGGACGCAUUAUCGACGAUUGCUGCGAGAAUGGAUGCACCUACGAUACUCUUCGGUUAUACUGUGCCUAAGGAGCCCCACCUCCCACCUUCCACCACCACCUUUGAGAUCUACCCGCUGCGAGAAGUCCCGACAAAAACAAAAGGAACACCAAAAGGAACUUGCGUUUUGCAAAUUCAUUUACAUUUACUUACACUUAACGGAAAAAGCUCCCCCAAAAACAUUUACAUUUAAUAUUAAUAAUUCCCAAUGUCUUAUUGUAAUAUUUCAU
Molecule: messenger RNA, 718 nt
Organism: Drosophila sulfurigaster albostrigata
Lineage: Eukaryota; Metazoa; Arthropoda; Insecta; Diptera; Drosophilidae
Gene: Ilp4
Product: probable insulin-like peptide 4
Exons: 2
Coding region: 132-518 (128 amino acids)
Cellular component (GO): extracellular region
Molecular function (GO): hormone activity
Source: RefSeq, a predicted model, not a curated record